Microcebus murinus (gray mouse lemur) is the source of this 661-nucleotide messenger RNA. The record is from RefSeq and is a predicted model, not a curated record. Lineage: Eukaryota; Metazoa; Chordata; Mammalia; Primates; Cheirogaleidae.
CACCACCCCCUCAGAGUCUUCUCCUGUUUUGCAGAUCAUUACUCUCUGACCUAUCUCUACACUGGGCUGUCCAAGCCCAGGGAAGGCUACCCCAAGUUUUGGGCUGUAGGCUUCCUCAAUGACCAGGAAUUCCUCCACUACGACAGUGAAAGCAGGAAGGCUGAGCCUGUGGGACCAUGGAGGCACGUGGAAGGAAUGGAGGAUUGGGAUAAGGAGAGCAACCUUCAGCAGGCCAGGGAGGACAUCUUCCUGGACACGCUGCAAGACAUCAUGGACUAUUACUAUGACAGAAAUGGGUCUCACACCUUUCAGGGAAUGUUCAGUUGUGAACUCCAGAAUAACAAAAACAGUGGAGAAUUCUGGAAGUCUGCCUAUGAUGGAGAGGACUUCAUUGAAUUGAACAAAGAAAUCCCGACCUAGGUCCCCUUGGACCCCGCAGCCUGAAACACCAAGAAGUGGGAAUCCUACGUGCAGAAUGCCAAGGAGUAUCUGGAGGAGGAGUGUCCUGGGAUCCUGCAGAGGUACCUGAACUAUAGCAAGCAUAUCCUGGACUGGCAAGGUACUCACCGCUUCCUGCUCCCCAGCACUGAGCUGAGACGGACCAGGUGGCCUCAGUGUAGGCACUCAGGAAACAUCUCAGGCUGGUAACCUCCAAAGCUAG